AUGGAUAAAAACGCCAAGACUGUACCCCUGACCAAGGGCCCCACGGAUUCAGGGGGGGGCCCGUCCAUAACUGGCAAAGAGACUGGAAAACUGGAACCCGGAAUGAAGAUUGAUUAUGAAGAUAUGUGUUUUGACAAACCCGAAGAGGAUAUAACAAAUGAAGAUCUCUCCAGCUGGCUAUUUGAGUACUGGGGUAACCUGGACUCAAGCGUCGGAAAACUCGCAACUGUGGUGGAAAAGAUGUGCACCUUUUCCCUGGCAACGAGAAACUUACACAAGGAGAUGAAAGGCUGGUGCAUUGAGUUGCACAAACAAAUGGGCAGAGUUCAAAAAAGAAGCGAAGCACUGAAGUCCUUUGUCGACAAAUCAUCGGACAGAAUUGUAGAUUUGUCUUCUAGCCUCCUAGAAGUCAGCACUACGCAUAGCCUAAGGGCAGUGUCAGCAGUUGACAUAGGAGUCGGCACGGAAACUGAGGCUGUUCUGAAACCAAGAAGUAGCGAUGAACAGGAUACUGGACAACAGACCAGCAGCAAAACCGGCACGAACCAAGGGCAUGGCAGACAACGCCGCCACUUGAAGACAACUAAUGAGAAGAAGAAGAAGACAAAAAUGAAGACCACCGACGAUCCAAAAAAUAUAAGAUCAGAAACCAAGAGUGGAAACCAGAAAGAAGAAAAAAGAACGUCCAAAAGAAAAAAGAAGACUGAAACCAUACUCAUCAAAUCCUCCGAAGUUUCUAGCUACGCUGACAUCACGAGGAAAUUGAAGGGAAACAUUGAUGUCAACACACUCAAGGUUGACAUUAAAACGAUGAAAAAAACGGAAAGAGGGGACCUCAUAUUGCAAAUAGAUAGAGGCCCGAAGCAAGCGGAAGCAGCAGAGAGGCUAAAAACCGCGAUAGUCGAGGUCCUGGGAGAAGAAGCAGUAGUAGAAUACAAGCCGAAAUCCGCCACGGUCGAGAUAAAAGACCUAGAGACGGAAACCUCAGAAGAUGAAGUAAAAAACGCGGUCGUCAAAGCGACAGACGUGGCCCCAAACUCCAUCAAGCUACUUCCUUCAUUCGGGGGUACCAAGAUGGCUGUGGUAAGGCUGAGAGACAGAGAAGCAAUUGAACUUGGAAGAAUUGGAAGACUAACAGUAGGUCUGGUGCGGUGCCGAGUGAAACUUAGGCAACAAAUAGUAAGGUGCUUCAGAUGUCACGAUUUUGGACACAUCAGGGCGAAGUGUUCAGGAGCGGACCGGUCAAACCUCUGCAUGACAUGUGGGGACGGCGACCAUGAGGCGAAGAGCUGCAGCAGCCCACCCAGAUGCGUCCUCUGCAAGGACAACGGUCACGAUGGUUCACACUAUCCUGGCAGUGGGAGAUGCAAAGCAGCACAAGAGGCGAAGAAGAAAACUUAG
Macrosiphum euphorbiae (potato aphid) is the source of this 1401-nucleotide messenger RNA. The record is from the annotation of a GenBank genome assembly. NCBI's taxonomy places the organism in Eukaryota, Metazoa, Arthropoda, Insecta, Hemiptera, Aphididae.